Messenger RNA from Lepus europaeus (European hare), 5137 nucleotides. RefSeq names its product zinc finger protein 502 (gene ZNF502). The coding region runs from base 1896 to 3521 and encodes 541 amino acids. The transcript is spliced from 3 exons. The record is from RefSeq and is a predicted model, not a curated record. NCBI's taxonomy places the organism in Eukaryota, Metazoa, Chordata, Mammalia, Lagomorpha, Leporidae. Gene Ontology annotation, biological process: regulation of cytokine production; negative regulation of transcription by RNA polymerase II; regulation of immune system process.
AGCCGGGGGGCACUCCCGGCUCAGCUCACGGCGUCGGCACCGCGGAUUGCAGGGCGCAGCCCGGAGCCCCGCACGAGGGGGACGCUUCAGAGAUGGCAGAGUGAAUGGAUGAGCGAGUAAAUGAUGGGUGAUGGAGAGCGAGGACCCGUGUGCGGAAAGGAAACCGCGAGGCUCAGAAUUCGCGGCCCCUGCCCUAGCGGCUGCCGCCUGCCUACCCUGCGGCUCAGAAACUUAGGGUCUUCCCAGGAGGCUGCAGCGAGUAGUGUACUGCGCACGGGCCCCGGAGACCUGGGUUGCUAUUCUGGGGGGUGGGAAUCCAGGAGCGAGGCCACAGGACGAGUGAGGGUGCAGCUGCUCAGAAGCGCAUGUGCGUGAUGCUGUGUGAAACCGCGUUUGUGGAGCCAGCCAGGCUGUUUGCGGCUGUUUGUGGAGACAGCCUGUUGUGGCAUUUCCCAGUAAAGUGGGGUACAGGGAGAACAGCUUGUCCAAGGGCAAGCACAGUGCUACCAAGUGGCCCGAGGCUGCAGAAGAGAGAGCGGGAUGUGUGUGUGUAGAGAGAGAGAGAGAGGAGAGAGAAUCUUCCAUCUGCUGGUUCAUUCCCCAAAUGGCCGCAAUGACUGGACUGGGGCAGGCCAAAACCAGGAGCCAAGAGCCUCUUCUGAGUCUCCCAUGAGGGUGCAGGGGCCCAAGGACUUGGGCCUUCUUGUACUGCUUUCCCAGGCCAGGCCAUAGCAGAGAGCUGGAUUGGAAGUGGAGCAGUCAGGACUUGAACUGGAGCCCAUGUGGGAUGCUGGCACUAGAGGCGGCGGCUUUACCUGCUACGCCACAGUGCCGGCCCCAUCCUUAAGCCAAUCUGAGAGAUAAGGAGGUGGCAAUGCAGAGAAAGUUUACAAGGCCACUGCCUGUUAGGUUGGCAGGGUGAGGCUGUUCAGAGCCUCUUCCCUUUCACCCUUCACCGUAAUACCCAUCUCCCCCGACCCAGAUCUGCAGACAGAUCCAUUUAUCAUCUUAAAAUCACUAAUAAUCAGUUUAUUCCACAGUAGGCAUUUGUGAAAGCCCCUGUACAUUCCUCCCCCCCCCCUUUUUUUUUUUUUUUGAGAUUGAUUUAUUCAUUUGAAAGAGUUACAGAGAGCAGGAGAGACAACAGGGAGAUUUUCCUUCCACUGGUUCAAUCCCCAGAUGGCCACAAUGGCCAGGGCUCGGCCAGGCUGAAGCCAGGAACUGCAUCUGAGUCUCCCACAUGUGUGCCAUUGGCCCAAACACUUGGGCCAUCUUUCACUACGUUUCUCAGGCCAUUAGCAGGGAGGCAGAUCGGAAGUGAAGCAGCUGAGACAUGAACUGGCACCUGUAUCGGAUGCUGGCAUCACGGGCGGCAGCUUUACCCGCUGUGCCGCGGCACCAGGCCCAUCGUUCCAGGCAACUUGCAGACCAUAGAAUACUCUGACCCAUAGGCCAGAUUUGUCCUACUAUCUAAUUCCUGUAAAACCGUUGGGUUGAAACACAGUCAGGCUCAUUCAUUUACCUACUGUCUAUUUUUGUUUUCAUCCUGUGAAGGCAGAGUUGAACAGGUUGCAGCAGGUGCCGUAGCCCAUGAAGGCUGAGAUACUUUCUGGCCCUUUACAGAAAAAGCGUGCUGACCUUGGGUGUCAACAGACCACCUACCGCCCGGGUGACCCCCAACUGGAGGACAGUGGUCAUGACUGAGACGUCUUUCCUCGCCACAGGGUCUAGUAUCAGAAUACCAUCUAUCCCCUGCAGAGGGCCUGCCGUGGGCUUUGUGAGUGCUUUGCAGGAGUCAAGGACUCCUGGAGGUGAUCCAGUUUGUCACCUCUUCAGGGCUCCCAGUGUUUAAACCUGGAAGUGUUUUCCAGUCAAAGCACAGAGAAGAUUCGUGGAUGUUGAAUAUGCAAGGGGCUGAAGAGAGAGAGAUUGGAGAAGAGGCUUGGCCAGGUUGGGUGAAAAAACCUGCCCCAGAGCAAGAUGCCUCUGAAACUGACUCACCAGGGAUAGUAGCAAGGAGAUGCCAAGGAAAUUACCCAGAUUCCACAUCUGAAGAGAGAUACACCUGUGAGGGCGUGAGGGAACGCUCCCCUGGAAAGGUUCCUGGGCCGUGCCUUUUCCAGAAUGGAGCUUUUGGAGGAAUAGCUUUCAUCCACAAGGAAGCACCCCCUGAAAUGAUUAGCCAAGAAUACAAUUUGGAGAAAAACUUGCUUUUGGCCUCAAGCCUUGUAACACACCUCAGGGUUUCUACGGAAGAAGAACAGCAUCAACGGGAAACAAAUAACAUUCACACCAACGAGAUUUUGGAGCAGAGUCGAUGCCCGGCUCUGUCCACACAAAAGAAAUCUUGGAAAUGCGAUGAAUGCGGAAAAACCUUUACUCAGAGUGCAUCCCUCGCCCAGCAUCAGAGAUCUCAUACUGGGGAGAGACCAUAUGCGUGCGAGCAGUGUGGGAGGGCCUUCAGCCGUAGCUCAUUCCUCGUUCAACAUGAAAGAAUUCACACUGGAGUGAAGCCGUAUGUAUGUGAGCAGUGUGGAAAAGCAUUUCGGUGCCGGUCACUUCUUACUCAGCAUCAGAGAAUCCACACUGGGGAGAAACCUCACAGGUGUAACGAGUGUGGGCAUUCCUUCCGCAGUCAGUCUCACCUCACUGAGCACCAGAGGGUCCACACUGGAGAGAAGCCUUACACGUGUCCGAGGUGUGGGAAGGCGUUCAGUCAGAACACACACCUUGUGCAUCAUCAGAGGAUCCACACUGGAGAGAAGCCUUACUUCUGCAGUGAUUGUGGAUCUUCUUUUCGCAAACACUCCAACCUUAUACAGCAUCAGAGAAUCCACACCGGGGAGAAGCCCCAUAAGUGUGAGGAAUGUGGGAAAACUUUCCAAACCAAGGCAAACCUCUCACAGCAUCAGAGAAUCCACACUGGAGAGAAACCCUACAAGUGUAAGGACUGUGGCAAAGCCUUCUGCCAGAGCCCAUCUCUCAUUAAGCACCAGCGAAUUCAUACUGGAGAGAAACCCUAUAAAUGCAAAGAGUGUGGGAAAGCUUUUACCCAGAGCACUCCACUGACUAAACACCAGAGAAUUCACACAGGGGAGCGCCCCUACAAAUGCAGCGAGUGCGGCAAAGCCUUCAUUCAAAGCAUUUGCCUGAUUCGGCAUCAGAGAAGUCACACCGGAGAGAAACCCUAUAAAUGCAACGAAUGCGGAAAGGGCUUUAACCAGAACACCUGCCUCACUCAGCACAUGAGGAUUCAUACUGGAGAGAAGCCCUACAGAUGUCAGGAGUGCGGGAAGGCUUUCGCUCACAGCUCCUCUCUCACUGAGCAUCACAGGACCCACACUGGCGAGAAGCUGUACAAAUGCAGCGAGUGUGAGAAAACCUUCCGCAAGUACGCCCACCUCAGUGAGCAUUACAGGAUCCACACUGGGGAGAAGCCGUACGAAUGCAUCGAGUGUGGGAAAUUCUUCAGACACAGUUCAGUCCUUUUCCGGCAUCAGAAGCUUCACAGCAGUGAAUGAUGCUGUUAGCUAGGUCAUGACGGCGCCCAUGGAGAGGGUGGCCGGGACGAGAGAGGCAGGUGGCGUGCCUGCACUGAAGGAAGAAGGAGCCAUGGUGACUGUGCUCUGGAAGAAUGCUCCGGAAGUGGAACUGGGGGCUUGGAGAGUGGAGUCCGCGCCAGGUGGGCAUACGGGAAUACAGGGUGGAAAAGGAAGUUCCUGCUCUUCAGAUGAAGCCUACUGGACACCAUCACACCCUCCGCGUGUGCCUCUUACACCCGGGGGAGGCAUUUGUUAGGUAGGCACGGGGGUUUCUGUUACCCCAUUCCUGCCCCCUCCCACCUGUCUUGUGUUCACCAGCUGGUAAAUUGGGGUGCUUUUCCAAACACUGCGUGUCAGCCUGGGAGUGGUGUCGGGUCUGGGGUCACGUCCAGUUGUAAAGGUCUCCAGAUGUUUGCGGUGACUCUGACCCUGCUGCUGUCGGGGAGGCUCCCCAACCAGUGGGAGUGUUCCUCUGAAGGGGAGACAGACAAAAAUAAAGAGUCCAUAUUCAUUCCUUUUUGGCAAGAUUUAUGUAUUCAUUCAUUUAAAGGGCAAAGUGACAGGAAGGAAGAGCCAAAGACCUUCCAUCUGCUGGUUCAAUCUCCAAAUAGCCACAGCAGCUAGGUCUAGGCCACGCUGAAGCCAGGAGCCAGGAACUCUGUCCUGCUCUCCCACAUGGAUGGCAGGGGCUUAGGCCCAGCUGGAUUGGAAGCAGGAUAGCCAGGAUUUGAACCAGUGCUCCCAUAGAGGGUGCGUGUAUAUCACAGGCAGCAGUUUUACCACUGCACCACAGUGCUGGUCCCUCCAGUAUUCAUGCGCUGAGCAGAGGGCAGUGUGGCAAGACCUGGGCUGAUUCCUACAGACAUGCUGGUGAAGAAGGUUUUAAGAGGGUGAGGAAGAUCUUUCCUUAUUUUCAAGCUUGAGGGCGACAGGGGUGCUCUGAAGGAAAUAGGAGGACCAGAGAGACUCUGUGAGGCCAAUUUGUGUGAAGGGAGGCAGAUCUGAGAGGACUAGGGAGAGGGAGGCCCAGCUUCGGUCCCAGAGGGGUCCCGGAGGGGUGCUGGCUUGCCCAGGAAGGAGUUGGUCUGUGCUGGGCGGCUGGCAGUUAGAGGCCUCGGACAUAACCUUGCUGCCGCAUAACCUUGUCCUGCCUUUGACAUUGGAAAGAGCUCUGCAGAGUUACCUGGUGUCCGUGUUGCCCCUAGCUGAGUGGUGUUUUAUUCUGAGAAAGUCCCAUAAGUUUCUCUUUAUUUCCCCAGUGCCUGUCGUGUUCUUAAUUGCUACCCAAAAAUUGAGCUUCAGAGAAUUAAUGAAACCUUUGAUUGGUGUUUGAAAUAGCUUCUAAGCUCUGAAGGCUAUAUAGGUAUUAAAUUGUGACUGCUAAAAAGCCACGGAAGUACGUUGGUUAUGGGACGCUUUGUCCUUUGGAACUCUGCAUGGCUGUUUGCAGAGCCAAGUGUCUUGUAAGCAUUGAUCUGGGCUGCUGUUUACCACUAAUGGGAAUGUGGUAGAACUGUCACUUUUCCUCCAUAGCCACGAAGGUUGUGUUCUCAAUGCCUAUCCCACAGAAAUUCAUAAUUUAGAAAAGGAAUACC